AUGGACCGGACUCCAGAACGGUCCUCGCGAGCUGAAGGCGUUACCUUUGCUUUACCACCUACUGAGAAUCGAAGCCCACGACGAAGUCAACGAGUGAAGAAGAAUCCCUCGGUCACCCCAAAACGAUUCACAAAGUUUUUCACUCCACGACAUCGAAAUGUUCAACGCGCUGCCAGAGCCUCAAGAAAAGCCUUACAAGAGCUUUCAUCUGCAAGGCUGAACAGUCGUGCAGAUACAGUGUCUCAGCUACAACUACCUAGUCAUGACGACGCUGACAGACCAGCAAAGAAGCGGAGGCUCUCUUUCAGCUCGAUAGCGUCUAUACCGUCCUCCCCUAUCAAAAGAGCCGAAAAGCAUGAUCAAUCCUAUUUGAAUCCUCAGCAUGACGACCCAUGCAUCGAGACAGAUAAUGACGAUGACGAUUUUGGAGAUGACUGUCACGACGAAGAUCAACACGAUAUACCUAGAAUCUACCCUCCACGCAUCUUGCCCUAUCGAACGAUUUCCUCUUCUGCCAGCAUUCUUUCUAAGCAACUUGGCGGAAGGACAGCCGUCGGAGAAACAAAUGACAGCAGGUUAUGGGAGCAUGACACAGCGCACUUCUACAGCUCUCCUGGGGAUGUCUGUAAUUACAGCGGUACACUUCCCGCGUCAGCUGCACUGCCGUUUUGUGUGGCAAGCUUCAACAACACCCCUUUGGUCGCAGUAGCCGACGAAGACGGCAAUGUUCGAAUCCACAAUGCUUGGGACGAGGUCCGAAACAAAGGCUACGUCAAGUUCCCAACAGUCAUCAAAACAUGGCGUGCCCAUGAUAAUGCCAUCAUGGACCUGGAGAUUUCUUCCGACGACAAGCUCAUUGCUUCAGCCUCCGGUGAUCAGACAAGCCACAUCUAUAACAUCGAUCGCGGCGUGUCCGUAUACAACCUCCUGGGUCAUACUGGAUCAGUCAAGAGAAUACAGUUUCAGCCAGGCUCUGGUAAUCAGAUCCUUGCCUCUUGCUCAAGAGACGGUACUGUAUGCAUGUGGGACUUGAGAAGUCCGCAAAUUGAAGGUCCUACACUCAUGACCAAGAUGUCACGGCUCGAGCGUGAGAUCUGGAGCCAAACCAAGCAGAUCUCUCCCGAAAACGAGAUCACCGAGGCCCACACAUCGUUUGACAAAUACAAAAAGUCCAGAGGCAAGCGUCAAUCCGGGACCGUCGCGGGAAGAGCAGAGUUUGCUAUCACCACAUGUACCUUCAUCAGCGAAAGCCGAGCCCACUUACUUGCCACAGCCUCUGAAAACGAUGCGAUCAUCAAAUUAUGGGAUAUGCGCACAUCAUUCACACAGACCAAUCGACCAACCCCUGUCUCAAUAACACAGGAACCCGCCAGCCAUGCCCAACACCGUCAAUUCGGAGUUACCUCAAUAGCCAUGAGUUCAGACAGUUCACGACUGUACUCUGCCUGUCGAGACCAUACUAUCUACGCAUAUUCAACAUCCCAUCUCGUGUUGGGAGGGGCCCCUGAAAUGUCAGCCUGCUCGACAGCCCGCUCCAAACCAUUGAAGACAUCUAGACCGGGCCUGGGCCCUUUGUACGGAUUCCGCCACCCAGACUUACGAGUUGCAACCUUUUACGACAAACUCGCAGUCCGAUCCAGCCAGCUUGAACAACAUACAGAGAAUGGAAAUAGUGCAGAAAUGAUUGCGAUUGGAAGCGGCCAGGAAUGUGCCGUGGUGUUUCCUACCAAUGAACGUUAUCUCAACAAAGCCUCUCAACAAUCAAGUCCGUUGGAGUCUAGAUCAAAUCCGAGACUAACGCGACUUUCGUCUAUGUCCGACCGUGUCGCGGGUAAAGUCUCGGUUGCUGAGGAAGAUAUGGAUGAUUUCCCUAUCUACCAUCACGGCACGGCGCUGGUGGGCGGACACACUAAGGAAGUGACGGCGGUGGCGUGGGCGAAUAAUGGUAAUCUCAUCACUGUGGCGGAUGACUAUACGAGUAGAUGUUGGAGGUGGAAUCCAGAGAAGGCGAGGGCGUUGAGAUUGAAUACGGAUCGCGAUAUGGCGAGACAUAACAGUGGUUGGGCGGCCGUAAGACCCGAGUUUGAUGAUGAUGACGAUGAUGUUUGA
This is a messenger RNA of Exophiala mesophila, 2109 nucleotides long. RefSeq lists its product as uncharacterized. The record is from RefSeq and is a predicted model, not a curated record. Gene Ontology annotation, cellular component: nucleus. Gene Ontology annotation, biological process: proteasome-mediated ubiquitin-dependent protein catabolic process. Bases 1 to 2109 code for a protein of 702 amino acids. The transcript has a single exon. Gene Ontology annotation, molecular function: protein-macromolecule adaptor activity; protein binding. Lineage: Eukaryota; Fungi; Ascomycota; Eurotiomycetes; Chaetothyriales; Herpotrichiellaceae.